This is a messenger RNA of Fusarium musae, 468 nucleotides long. RefSeq lists its product as uncharacterized. The record is from RefSeq and is a predicted model, not a curated record. Lineage: Eukaryota; Fungi; Ascomycota; Sordariomycetes; Hypocreales; Nectriaceae. The transcript is spliced from 2 exons. Bases 1 to 468 code for a protein of 155 amino acids.
AUGCCGCGAGAGGACAAGUCCAGCAACAAAUCGCAAAACAUUAGUUUGCUAAGAAACGAGCUCAUCAAUAACGGGCUUAUGGAAUACGUCUCUAUUCCCUGGGAGAACUACAGCAAGGGUCAGAGACCGUCCCUCGACAUUUGGACCGUAAACCUAGCACUAUGGUUCAUGCACGUCCUAGCGGGAAAUAAUUUCGAAGUUGAGUGGAGCUAUGUUGAUCUGACGGCUGAGACUUUGGUGGCACCUCAGCUGGUUGACGCUGAUGGUCAGUCAAAAGCUUCUGGCACGGUGCACUCUAAUGAUGGACAGCAUGGAGAAGGCGAAGACGAUAAUGGAUCAACUACUUCAGAAGAGUCGGAAGUGACUGAAAUUUUGAACUCGUCUACUACGAAGCGAAAGCGGGACUCGGAUGAUGACAGUGACUUUGAGGGCAUUCAUCUUUCAUUUAGCAAGCGUCAAUUCGUGUAG